AUGGCCACCGAUUCUGGGAGCCUGGCACCCCCGCUUGCGCUUCCGGGCAGCAGCCCUUUUGCUUCUACAUCAUCAGCCACUCCCAACUCAACGGCCCAAGGGCCUUCGAAAGCACCGCAACCAGAGUUUGGAAACGUAAACAGUACAACUGGCGCGGUCGCCGUGUCUGCUAGCCCGCAACCCAAUCAGCCACCCCAAGCUCUCGUUCAACCGCCUCUGGAAGAUGAUGAUAUGGAAAGGGACUCGUCCCCGGAACCAGCUACCGAUGCCGACAUAGCCUACAUGAAGAAACGGUUGCUCGAGAUGGGUUUAACACGCGACGAUGGGACAAAACCAGUGAAUGAUGCGGACCAUAAUUCACGGGAAGGAGAGUUGCUGGAUAUGGUCCUAACCUUAAUUCGCCCGCCCCGCAUAUCUCCCUCGCAAUUAGCCAAUCAAGCCGAGAUGAUUGCGAGUUUACAGGCUCAAAACGAGCUUUGGGCAUCGCAACUUCAAGAAGAAAGGCUGAGAAUGGAAAGCGAGCGAGACGGAUUCGAACGGAUGGCAGAAGCGCUUAUCAGACAACGGAAUAGGCCUGGAGUGGGCAUCGCUCCCAACGAGGAAUUGGUGAGGAAAUGUUCCAUACUUGAGGCCGACAAUCGUAUCCUGCGGGAGAGGCUCCAGGAAACCUAUGUCCGAGCAAACGCUCUUGAGGCUGAAGUCUUGAAGUUGAAGCCGCUGCUUCUCAUGCCAACGUUCCCGGCUACCCUGACACCCUCUGCCAAUACUUCAUCGACAACUACUAAGCAGCCUAUUGGCAAAGGAAAGAAACGGAAACAGGGGUCGGAGCCCAUGGAAGAUGUCCAGGCAGAAGGUGAACCGACACUAACCACAACGAAUCUACAUCCCCAAACACAUCUGCUGGCUUCAUCUCUUAUAUCUACGCCGCUACCCCAACUACGGCCAGCCUUCCCUAUGCCACAACCAGCUACUACUGGUCCAUCCAUGAAUCCUACUCCAACACAACCACAAUCUAUGCCAACUCCGACUUCAGCAGCUGAACUCUAUCGCCAACCUUAUCCCUAUCUGUAUCCAUAUUAUUUCACUACUCCCCAACCCCACCCAUCGCCUACCACGACAACGCCGACUGCACCUAUCGCGGCAGCAACAAAUGCCCCCGCAAAGGCGAUCAACCCAUAUCUCAAUUACACAAUUCAUAAUGCCCGGAUACAGGCUAUCACUACGGGAGCCGCUCCCAGUUCAGGCCUGUCCUCUCCAGCACCCUCCUCGUCGUCAUCCACGCCCAAACCGAGUAAAGCCCCCGCUAACUCUAGUGCAACUACCAUCCCACUAAACGGUCUAGGCCCCACCUCCACCAUGAAACCACGCCGCCGUUCAGCAUUGAGCCAAGGCCUGACUGCAGACGCGCGAACCGAGCACAUCCUCCUUGCUUCACGGAAGAUCGGUAGGGAACGCGCUGCGUAUGUUGCUGGGAUAUUGCAGAACCCCGAUAAGGGAGUGAAGGACCGCGACCAGCAGCAGCAAUCGUCGUCUUCGGCUGCCUUGGAUGACGGUAACGCGUCAGCCUCGAGGACGGGCAAAGAUUCCAACGGUGAUCGAGUGGGAGGGUCCCGUAGUGGUGGUGGUGCUGCAGGGACAGGGGCUGCGCCGUACUUUCGAUCUAUUGCGAGUGCAACUCAGCUUCAGGCUUCGGGGUCUGGGCCGUCGAGUCAAGGAGGGGAAGCGUCCACGUCGUCCGCGCGGCCGAGGAAGGGGAGUACGUCUGCGAACCAGCACGGCGGACAGCAGCUACACCCUUAUCGCCAAUCAACCUUUGUGUUCGUCCGUCCGCCUGGAGGACCGAAUAGUAGUGCUAAUGACCAGGGUCCCGCUAGCCGCCAGCAACAACACGCCUCGUCCUCAUCCUCCUUGACGACAAACUCGGAUCAGCGGUGUACGAACUUGGGGCGGGAUCGAGCUGGCAGUGAGGCGGGUGGUGGUGGAACCAACUCUCAACAACCAUAUCGUACACCCCAACAGCAGCCUGCUUCGCUCCCGAACGUUGUCACGCCCCAACAACAGCAUCCUCAACCGCAUACAAAGCAGACUCCGCUUGAUUCGUUGGUUACGGCGGCGUUGGGUAUGCAGGAGGGUGGUGCUAGCAGCAAUGGUAACGCCAACGGGAAUGCCAAUGCCAACACCAAUGGGAAUGGUGUGGUGGUGAAGGAAAAGAGUGGGCCUGGGAGGAGACGUAAGGCUGCUGAUAUCGAGCAGGCUGAGAGUCCAGCGCCUAAACGGAGGAAGAGCGCCGCUUUGGCCAGUCAGAAGGCUGGUUCUAGUUCUGGUGAUGGGACUGCGGUGGGGAGGACGCCGAGCGCGUUGGAUGUGUUGGCUGAUCAGGCGCAGGCGGCUGUGCCGAUGGCUAACAGGAGGGGUGGGGGCAAGGCUGGGAAGGGAGGGUCUGUUAAUGGGAAGGCGGGGGCGGGGGCGAGUGCUUCGGUUGGGAGGAGGAGGAGCGGGAGGGGGAAGGGUAAAGAGAAGGAGGCGGUGCAGCCGGAGGAGGAGGGGGAAGAAGAGGUAGAAGAGACGGAGGAUGUUGAGAUGAAGGACGUGGAAGAGGAGGGUGAAGAAGAAGAAGAGGAGCAGAAGGAGGAGCAGGAAGAGGAGAAACCGGUGGAGAGUGUAUCAGUUGUAGUGCCAAAGAGACGUGGUAGGCCGCCUAAAGCCAAGAAGGAAACCGCCACUGCCAAGAUCAAGGUUGCGUCCAGUCGGACUACGAGGAGUUCACCAGCCAUCAACCCCAAGGAGAAAGAAGAGACACCUAGUACCGUUAGCGGGAAACGCAAGAGGGCGCCCCCUCGCGACCGCACAAUUCCUUUGACAGCGUCAGCCAGCGUAACAGCAUCGUCAAGCCAGGCAGCUUCAACAUCGACCAGCUCCAAGGCGAAAGGGAAGAAAGCAGUGGGCGAUGAAGUACCAGUGAAGAGAGGACGAGGUCGGCCGAGCAAAGCGAGUACCGCUUCAGCCGGAUCCAAAGCGAAAGCAGCUGUUCCGACUGCUCCGUCCGAUGGGCCGAGGAUCAUAGCUCCCCCACCAGCGAGCGACGGCAAUGGUGGCGACAACGGUAACGACGAUGGAGACACUGUCGAUCCUCGUCCUUCCCCGCAUCCCGACACUCAGUCUUCUCCACUGCAUCAGCUCCAGCCCGUCGAACCCGAUGCGGGGUCUGAAAUGGAUUCCAGGGAGGUGGUGACAGAUGUGGUCAAUGUCGAUGCAGACGUAUUAGAUGCAGAUGCAGAUGAAAGCGCCGCCGCCACACAUGCGAACGACAUCGAUAAGGAUGGCUCAAGCUUUACAGCGGCCGUUGUUGGUUCUAAAACGGCACCUACCGAGGCUAAUGAAACCGACGUAGUGGCGGGUGAAGAUGAAGAUGAAGGGUCUAGGGGAGACGGUUCUCUAUCGAUGCAGACGGAGGUGGAAGACGUCAGCGGUAGUGAUAGUUCGGCAAAACCCUCUGUCGAGCUGUCAGUUGCUGAGGCGUCUAUAGACCUGGUCGGAGAAGAUGAAGGGAGUACGGGAGUUUCGCGGGUAGACUUCAUCGAUAUGGACGUCAGCCCAGUGGUGGCCAGUGUGACUGGUGACGUCGUUCCGAGCUCAACCCAGAGUGUGAAGGAGGUGGUCGAGGCAGGUCAGAGCUCUCUUUCAGACAACAAAGCAACUGGGGUGGCGUCAUCAGCUGUCACUGCAGGCCACCUGCCCGGUCCCUCCAUGGACUGUGAUGCGAGCGGUGUUCAAGACAAAGAAGAAGAGGAGGUCGGCAACCUGAUCAGGAUGGACAUAGGAUCGGAAACCCCCGUCAAAGAAGAUCGCCAUCGGCCCACUAGUAUGGCUGAGAAGAUGCCCGUUCCUGCGCAGUGUGACUCGACUGCUCGACCUCUCCGCUCAUCGUCACCGUCUCAAUCUGGCCCCACGGGUGGAAUAACUAAUGUUCCCAGAGUCCAGAAUGCUUCUGCUCCAGCUCCUUCGACUUCCGAAUUAAUCAUAUCUUCGUCGCAUCGAAGUUCAAAUCCCGCCGAUCUUUCAUUAAACACCAGUGCUUCCGAAGUGGUAUCGACACCGAAUGUGGGACGUGACCAACUUGCCACUCCGACCCAUGAGGAUGCGACUUAUGAUUCUGAUAUGGAUGCGGAGGCUGAAGAUGACGAUGAAGACAGGGAUGCCGAAGGGGAAGACGAGGACAUGGAUGGAGUGGAGGGAACUUGGCCACAAAUCUCUUACUCCUCCACAGAACUUUCACGGUCCCUCGCCGCUAUCGAUUCCCUGGGAGAAGACGCAGAUGCCGAAGGGGAGAUUGAAGAUGAAUCUGACGAACCUCCUGAAGCUGUAUUUCGACCAUCCGAACUUAUCCCCGGUGCCUAA
Molecule: messenger RNA, 4398 nt
Organism: Coprinopsis cinerea okayama7#130
Lineage: Eukaryota; Fungi; Basidiomycota; Agaricomycetes; Agaricales; Psathyrellaceae
Exons: 6
Coding region: 1-4398 (1465 amino acids)
Molecular function (GO): DNA binding
Source: RefSeq, a predicted model, not a curated record